Messenger RNA from Nerophis lumbriciformis (worm pipefish), 895 nucleotides. RefSeq names its product galactose-specific lectin nattectin-like. Lineage: Eukaryota; Metazoa; Chordata; Actinopteri; Syngnathiformes; Syngnathidae. The record is from RefSeq and is a predicted model, not a curated record.
CAGCUCAUGCGAUCACAUAUAAAAGAUGAUCUCUGCCUCUUUGCUGCAUCGUCUCAUCCUCAGACAUCAAUCAGCGAAGAUGGCUUUUUCUCCUCGGUUGUUGUUGCUUCUGACUGCCAUCAGCGGACUUCUGGCAGGAAGUUGGUCUUUUGCCAUCGAGAAAGCAGAUGAUUGCUGUCCUACGGGCUGGACUCAGUUGGACAAUCGUUGUUUCAUCUUCAAAAACGAACGAGUCGACUUCAUUACUGCGGAGACCACCUGCAUAAUUCUCGGCGGGAACCUGGUGUCCAUUCACAGCAAUCUGGAGAACGAACUCGUGCGACAAUUGAUUUUUGACGUGACCGGCCGAAACACUCGCACCUGGAUCGGAUUCACUGACGCAGUCGAGGAGGGUUCCUUUAUUUGGACCGACGGCUCAGUUGUGGAUUUCACCGACUGGGCAAACAACCGUCCUAACAACAAUGGAAACCAGAACUGUGUAAACAUCAACUUCAGAGGAGAUGAUCAGUGGAAUGAUAUCCCAUGCAUUAGGUCAAGAACUUAUGUCUGUGCCAUGGAUCUGAAACCUCACCAUUAAGAUCCCCCCUGAUAUCUUCUAGUGUUUUCCACUGUCUGUGUUAGAUCGCUAAAACAACUUCUUUAGGCUAAUUGCUCUUUGCUUACAUUAUUUCAAGCAUGUUUCAGUGAUUAGUUUACAAAGAUUGGUCUAAGAUCCCCUUUAGCUGAUCCCACAGAUUCUACUUAUUUACUAGACAUGUCAAUGUUAGUUCCAUUCUUGCAUGCAUUCUUUCUUUCCUUCUAUCCAUUAUGUUUAAAGCAGCUAAUAUUUUCCCCAUGUGUACACUCUGUUCUUGUAUCCUAUGUCCGCAAGUAAACUCUUGUGCUUUACCUUGAA